This is a messenger RNA of Penicillium odoratum, 996 nucleotides long. RefSeq lists its product as uncharacterized. Bases 1 to 996 code for a protein of 331 amino acids. The record is from RefSeq and is a predicted model, not a curated record. Lineage: Eukaryota; Fungi; Ascomycota; Eurotiomycetes; Eurotiales; Aspergillaceae. The transcript has 2 exons.
AUGUCGCAUUCUGGUGUUCUUCACGAAUAUGCUCCUAGGCUUGUAGCUUUCGAGUUCACAUCGCCUGAGAAGCCAAAUAAACCGAACAGCUUGAUCUUCGUGGGCGGGUUGACCGAUGGGUUUUCCACAGUCCCCUACGUCGCUCCCUUAGCUAAAGUCCUCGAACCAACGGAAUGGUCCGUCUUUUCCAUCCUACUCUCUUCAUCCUAUAAUGGAUUCGGAGUUAGCAGUCUUGACCUCGACGUAGAGGAGAUCGCGCAAUGUGUGCAAUUCAUUCGAAAACUGAAGGGUGAAUCUGGAAAGGUUGUGGUCAUGGGCCAUUCCACAGGCAGUCAGGAUGUUAUGCACUAUCUUUACUCGCCCAAUCCUCUUUCCAAGAACUCUGAUUUCGACAUUAGUCUCAAGUACCUGACCCGCCCGAAGCUUGACGGUGCCAUCAUCCAAGCACCAGUUUCGGACCGGGAGGCUGUUAAGCACCUCAUCAAAACAUCCCAUCGACCCAACGAAGCCCAGAGCGCUUACGAUGAGCUCGUAAGCGCUGCUAAGAGACAGCCCUGGACUGAGGAUAAGGUGGAAUCGAUCCUUCCAAUGAAUCUGACCGGGCUUCUGGGGUUGCCGGGCGAUGCACCUCUCAGUGCCCGCCGAUUCCUAAGUCUGGUCAGCCCAGACAGUCCUCAGAAUCCAGCACAGGACGAUCUUUUCAGCUCCGACCUGACUGACAAACGUCACCAGGAAACAUUUGGGCAAAUUGGUUCGCGAGGCAUUUUGAGCUCCAAGUCUAAGUUCUUGGUUCUAUACUCGGGUAACGAUGAGUAUUGCCCACCGUGGGUCGAUAAAGAGGCUUUGCUGCAGAGAUGGCAACAGGCGACUGAGGCCGGGGGUGUUUCUUGGGAUGCGGAAAACGGCGGGAUCGUUCAUGGUGCCAUUCACAAUGCCGAUGGCAAUGGCCAAGAAGACCUGAUUGGUCGCGUGGCGCGGUACCUGCAAAGCAUCUGA